AUGAGGGCGGCUCACUGCAAACAGAGCAGGGGCCCUAGGCAGCCCCCCCGACAGCACCAGCCCAGCGUCCUCAGCAACCUGCAGAGCGUGCUGCUCCACGGGGCGCCCACCGUGCCUGUAUUCGCCACCCAGCCUCAGGGGCGCUCACAGCGAUCAAUGCCACCCUGCCUGCAGUAUGGAGCCCUGGACAGCCCCUCCAGCAGCUACUUCACCCUGCAUGACCUCUGGCAAAGCUACGAGGCGUGGAGCGCGUACGGCUGCGAGGUGCCUGUGCGCAUCAACGUGGACGGCAGGUGGCAGGAGGUCAUCCAGUGCUACACCCCGCACCUUGCUGGCAUGCAGCUGUUCGGCGCAGACUGCACCAGGCGGAUACCCACCAGCACCAGCAGCGCCGCUGUGAGCAGCUGCUGCAGCGAGGGAGAGGAUGAGUGCGAGGGCGGCGAGGGCGGCGGCGGCUGCGCCGACGGCUGCGCCGCCAGCAGCGCCUGCACCUCCUCCACCGCCUCCACCGCCUCCACCGCCUCCGACAGCGACGGCGAGGAGGCGUGCAAGGACAGCCCCACGGCGGCGGCGGCGGCCGCGGCGCGGCGCCUGGCCCGCGGCUCGGUGCUGCGCCAGCAGCACGGCCUGGGGGAGCCCGCGCAGCAGCCGCUGUUUGAGUUCAUGGAGGUCGAGCGGCCCCACCUGCGCCAGCCGCUGCACGACAAGGUCAUGGAACUGGCGGAGGCGCGACCCGAGCUGCUGACGCUCGACACCCGCGACCUGCACCCCACCUCGUGGCUCGCCGUCACCUGGGUGCCCAUCUACCGGAUACCCAGCCUGCCCGACCCGGCCGCCUCCCGCGACCUGCAGGCCAACUUCCUCACCUUCCACUCGCUGUCGGUGCCGCCGCAGCGGCUGCACGCGCCGCCGGCCAAAGGCGCGCCGCUGCCGCCGCUGCUGGACCCGGCGGGCGCGGCGGCGGUGGCCUGGCGCACCGAGGUGGCGCGGCAGGGCCUGCUGGCCGCCGCGCUGCGCGCCAUCGCGGCGCAGCAGCAGCAGCAGCAGCUGCUGCAGCAGGCGGCGGCGGCGGCCGCGGCGGCGCAGGGCGCCGAGUCGCCGGCCGCCUCCCCCGGCGGCGGCGGCGGCGCCAGCCCGGCCUCCACGCCGCCCGGCAGCGCGCGCUCCAGCCCGGACGACUGCGGCGUGGCCUCGGUGCUGUCGGCGCUGCCGCUGCAGGCGGCCUGCCUGCGGCCCUUUGCCUUCAUGCCCUACAAGGCCACGGGGGCGGCCUGGCUGGACGACUGGAACCUGCAGCGCCAGCACCUGCCCAUGGUGGCGGCGGCGGGGUCAUGGGUGCAGCGCCGCAAGGUGCAGCUGCCCGACUUUGACUUCAUGAGCCAGCAGUACCGCCCGCUGCCCAGCAGCUUCCACCGCGGCCCCAGGUAGGCCGCCCGACGGCGGCGGCGGGCGCACGCAGCGGGCGGCGUGCGCGGCGCCUGUGGACCGCACGCCUCCCCCUCCCAGCCGCACCCUCCCAACCCCAGAAUGCACGACAGGGCCCAACGCGCAUGCGACGGCCAGCAGCCGCCCCCAUCCAGGCGGCUCAGUGGCCCCAUUUUUUCCGCUUUCAUUCUGCUCCAAUCCCCGUGCGGUCUCUGCCCCCUCUUGCCAUUUAUUCCCUGCUCCUCUGCUGCUUCCUCCCUGCCCCACCCUGCAAAACACCCCCCCUCCCUGCACUUUUCGUUUCUCCGCUCCCAGCCCUUUUUCCAGCAACUAUCACUGUGGGUGUACACGGGUCCUGGCAUUGCUGUGUCCCUCCUCCCGUCCAAAGCAACGUGUUGCCUGCCUCCCCAUCUGUCCCGAGCGCGUGCGCUGCGCUGUCACGGCCCCAGCGGUGAGCCCGUCUGUGCCAGCCAGCCAGCCCCUCCCUGCCUUAAUGAAUGUGUCUGCCACACAUUUUUUUGUUUCGAUACCCGGCUGUUCGUUCACCUCUCAUGAUGUCUCGCGGCCCCGCCGCACAAGCCGACCCUCAUUCCCCAGAUAACCGGAAAAAAAACACAAAAAUCGCUCUCUCCGCUCCACCCGCAAAACUCUCUCAACCUGGGCUGCGCCUGCCCAUACCUCUUGCCUGGCAAAAGCCAAUUUCAUAGCGCCCCGGCGCUGUUUUUUCUCAGGCUCCAUCAUCUGAUUGCGAUACUGUCGUUUGUUUAGGGCGCCCGCCCCCCUCCGCUCUGGAGUCGGGGCCCCCCCAACCAACCAAGUCAUAGCGCCUACCCCCCAUUUGUAACUUACCCGAGUGAUC
Messenger RNA from Chlorella variabilis, 2284 nucleotides. RefSeq lists its product as hypothetical. The coding region runs from base 1 to 1428 and encodes 475 amino acids. The transcript is spliced from 6 exons. Lineage: Eukaryota; Viridiplantae; Chlorophyta; Trebouxiophyceae; Chlorellales; Chlorellaceae. The record is from RefSeq and is a predicted model, not a curated record.